Saxophila tyrrhenica is the source of this 936-nucleotide messenger RNA. RefSeq lists its product as uncharacterized. The transcript has a single exon. NCBI's taxonomy places the organism in Eukaryota, Fungi, Ascomycota, Dothideomycetes, Mycosphaerellales, Extremaceae. The record is from RefSeq and is a predicted model, not a curated record. Bases 1 to 936 code for a protein of 311 amino acids.
AUGACAUCUCCAACGCUCCUCACUCUCCCGCUCGAGCUCCGCCACGUGAUAUAUUCCUUCUUCAUCCAUCCGCAGCCAAUAUCUCACCCAAUCCCAUCCGUCGGCAUCACCUCUGUCUCGCAUUACCCUCCGCCUCUGUCGCUCCUGUUGGUAAACUCUCAGAUUACAUCGGAAGUACGGGACUACUUCUACGCCACCGCGACCUGGAAACUCAUCUUCAGUCAUGCCUUCAACUUCUUUCGCGUCGACCCGGACUUGCGAGGCCUGGAACACUGGCCGGGUCUGCGGAGGCUGAGGAAAGUGGAGGUGGUCUUCUACUGCGAUAUCCUUCUCUUCGAUCCUUGGGAUGGCGGCUCACGGUUCAGUGGCCAUAAUUCCUCCAGUCGUCCAUCGGGUAAGAAACGGAUCGAGGAGGAAGUCGGCAGGAAGGCCAAGCGAGCAGUGGAUGUUUUACUGCGGGCGGACGACUUGAGGCUGGUGAUAGUUAGCUGGAUCGAUACCACGGCACUUCCGCUCGCCGAGUGGGAGGGAGGGCACGCGGCGAUGCUGGAUCCGUUGAGCAGAUUGGUGGCGAAAGCGGAUUUCAAAGUCGGGAGCGUGAUCAUGGGCAGAGGGACGGCGGCAGAGGUGGACGGCGGGCGGACUGCGUUUGCCAGCAUUCUGCACAGCGUAUUGUUUGCAGAUGGAGGGGAGACCAGGCCAUCAAGACUGCUUCUAGACGGUACAGCUGAGAAUGGCAGUGAAAGAGCAGGCGGCUCUCAUUCUUCUUCUCAUGAGCAACCUGCUCAGCUGCGCCUUCUCGCCUUCGAUUCUCGACAGGAUCGCAGACUUCACGCCACCAUGGUGCAGAGUGCGUCUCCUCAGUCACGCUGCAAUUCGGUGCAGUGCAAGGCGUUCACAGGAACCGCCGGAUGGGACAUUGCGGAGCCAACUUAG